This is a messenger RNA of Nannospalax galili (Upper Galilee mountains blind mole rat), 951 nucleotides long. RefSeq names its product MAS related GPR family member G (gene Mrgprg). The record is from RefSeq and is a predicted model, not a curated record. Gene Ontology annotation, molecular function: G protein-coupled receptor activity. Gene Ontology annotation, biological process: G protein-coupled receptor signaling pathway. Gene Ontology annotation, cellular component: membrane. The transcript has 2 exons. NCBI's taxonomy places the organism in Eukaryota, Metazoa, Chordata, Mammalia, Rodentia, Spalacidae. Bases 79 to 951 code for a protein of 290 amino acids.
AACAGCAAGCGUGGACUGAGAAUUGGGAACAGCCACAGUCAGCAGGUGACCAGCAGAGCUGCGGAGGGCCCAGCCAGGAUGUUCGGGAUAUUCAGCAUCUGGAGCACCUUCAGCAGUGUGGUCUUCUACCUGAGCCUCGCCAUCAGCCUGGCCGGGCUGGUGGGCAACGCGCUUCUGCUGUGGUACCUCGGGCUCCACAUCGGGAAGGGCCCUUUCAACACCUACCUGCUGCACCUGGCGGCGGCUGACCUCCUCUUCCUGGGCUGCCAGGUGGGCUUCUCCAUCACGCAGGUGGCCAUGGGCUCCGAGCACGCGCUCCACUUCCCGGUCACCUUCCUGUGGUUCGCCGUGGGGCUCUGGCUGCUGGCAGCCUUCAGCCUGGAGUGCUGCCUCGCUCACCUGCUGCCUUCGUGCAGCCGCUCUGGCUGCCGCCCCAGGAACACCUCGGUGGUCGUCUGCAUCCUGAUCUGGGCGCUGACCAUGCCAGCCGUGCUGUUGCCAGCCAACGCCUGCGGAUUGUUGCACAACAGCAUGCGCCUGCUGGCCUGUCUCAGCUACCACUGGACCAGCGUCAUCUGGCUGGUGGUGCUGGGGAGCGUGGCCUGCGGGGCCAGCAUGGUUCUCUUCACCCACGUGACCUGCUGCUUCUUGCAGCAGCCCCCCAAAUUCUACAGAGUGGUCCGGUGCUCAGGGGCCCUGGUCUUCUUCUGCCGCCUGCCCCUGGUCUCCUACUGGAGCCUGCGGCCGGCCCUAAACUUCCUGCUCCCCAUCUUCCAGCCCCUGGCCACCCUCCUGGCCUGCAUAGACAGCAGCUCCAAGCCCCUCUUGUACUACUUGGAGGGCCGGCAGCUCGGAAAGCGGGAACCACUGCGGGUAGUCCUGAACAGGGCCCUAGGGGAGGAGUCCCAGCUGAGCCCUGGGGGGCUGUCCCUGCCUAUGAGCCAAGUGUAG